Debaryomyces tyrocola is the source of this 1587-nucleotide messenger RNA. NCBI's taxonomy places the organism in Eukaryota, Fungi, Ascomycota, Pichiomycetes, Serinales, Debaryomycetaceae. The record is from the annotation of a GenBank genome assembly.
AUGGUCGUGAGAGAAAUAUUAGGCAAGGUGGUACGGAAAAUUCCGUAUUCUGGAUAUAUCCCCACGUCUUUAAUUGGACACGAGAAUGAUGAAAGAAUAGAUGAGCCGUUAUCAGCACUUGGAAUAUCAACCGUUGCAGAACGUUCGCCUCGAGAUACGAUUCAUAAUAGAAUAAUAAGUAAUCGAUCGGAAGAAAUGAGUAAGAAUAAUAGGGUGGGCCCUGCUUUGGAAUUGAGUUGUUUGAAUUACUGCGAUACUUUUGAUGAUUUCUCGAUUGAAACGUCUCCGAUUAACACAUUAAAAAACAAGGAAACAUCUGAUAAAGUAAGGAGCAAUGACAGUGACACUAGUGAGACACUCAUUCAAUCACUGCUUAAUCUGGGUAAAUUAUAUAGCCCAGAAAAUAAAUAUGGGCAAUCUACAAUGCUCAGUACCGUGGAAGAGAAGAAUGAAGAUUGUGAUAUGAAGACAAUAAGAAUAGAAAGAUAUCUUAACGAGCAAAAUAAAAAAUUUGACGAGUUAGUAGACAAGAACCUUGAUGUUGUAUUACAAGAUACGUCGAGCGAUUUGAAGAGGAACGUUAUUGGUUUGUUGGAUGUAUAUGAUUACAAGCUCCUGGACAAGCUUAUGGACAUUUCAAACAUUAUUGGCAUAGCUUGUAAUAACGUAUUGCAUUUUACUCCGUUUAAGAAGGAAGACUCGGAAGUAUCUGACAAAAGACUGGAUCUCGAGUCAAUAUCGAAAGAGUCUUAUGAUGCUGCCAGUACCGAAAUCGACCAAAUUGUAAGAACAAUAGACAAUAAGUCACCGGUUGAUUCACUUUUAGUAUCAUUGGAUUAUGAUACGAAGGUUGAAUUAUUUACGCAAUUAAGGGAAGAGUUAUGUUACGAUGAAGAAGGAAUAUCCGCAACUAGUAGGAACAGAUUUAUGCCUGUUGAUGAAGAUAUGUGCGACGAUACUACAAAUGAUAAAACUGAAAACGACUUACUAAUUGAUAAAUUGCAACUGUGUAUUAUUAUAUCAAUUAAAUUGCUAUUCAUGGGCUUAAAGCUAACCAUCCCAUUAAGCAAGAUAUUGUACCAAAGAUUCAUAAACAACCAGAUAUUUAUUGUCAAUAGUAAGAAUGCCAAUAAGUUCUUGUCAUUCAUAAUCAAAAUUAUGAGAUCAUUGGAAUCGCAUUUGAACGAUGAUAAGAUUGUCAGCAAUCAAUAUGGAUAUGCAAAAGGCACGCACGAGAACCAGUUGCAACUAAACCAAUUGUAUGACGAAAUGACAUCUUCCGACGGUUAUUUCACCCAGCAAUUAGGAAACCAGUCUACCGAUUCAUCGUGGAGAAAAGCCAUGGCUGAAUAUAUCCUCCUCAAAUACAUGGGCAAAGAUUCCACCACCGACAAAAAGUCCGAUCCUAGGUAUUCAAAAUUCUUUUCGAAUCCAGCGGCUCCUCUAUCUUCAGCAUCCAGCUAUUCGUUCAAUUCCAAUUCUGACUCCAAUUCCAACUCCAAUUCAAGGGCUCCUGUACAAUCUGCUAGUUCCAACAAUUCCUUAUCGAUGUUGAAGAUCGCCGAGAAGUUCUUAGAUGAAUUUUGA